This is a messenger RNA of Brassica napus (rape), 1186 nucleotides long. RefSeq lists its product as uncharacterized. The record is from RefSeq and is a predicted model, not a curated record. Bases 21 to 1049 code for a protein of 342 amino acids. Lineage: Eukaryota; Viridiplantae; Streptophyta; Magnoliopsida; Brassicales; Brassicaceae. The transcript is spliced from 2 exons.
AUCUCUUGUCUGAAAAGGAAAUGAAUCUCUCAAGUUCAAGUGAAUCACUUAUUGAUGAUCUUCUAGAUGAUUACUGGUUCUUUGAGAACUUAUUUACCAGAAGGUCGAGAGUCUUAAGGUAUUGUCACUCAGAUCCUUACCCAUCUUCUUCUUCUUCUUUGACAUCUCCUGAAAAAGUGGGAGAUUUAGAUGAGAAGAAGUCUUUAGAAGCCUCCACAGGGAGAUGUUUGAUCAGGGCAGCUUCUAUAGAUGGAAGAAAAGGAGAGACAAAGCAGUUCUCUGAAAAGACUAGGGUUCAAGAACCGAGACCAGUUGGAUCUUUCUUGCGGCAAAAGGAACCUGUGGUUCUUCCCAAAUCUGCUGGAUCUUGUUCUGCUCCAGGAAAGAUUCAAGAAGCUUCCACCGACCGCUGUUUGGUCCGAGCACCCUCUUUGCCGCCUCGGAUAGAAAAAAGAAAUGUUGAUUACGAGGCAAAGAAGAUGAUCAGUAAGCUGACGCGUCAGUUCUCUGAGAAGAUUAGGGUUCUAGAACCGAAGACAACGGGUGAACGUUACUUGCAUAAGAAGAAAAGGAAUAGUGAAAGGAACAUGACAGAAGGUGGUAGUAGUAGUAGUAGUAGCAGCAGCAGUGUCAAGAUUAGUUUGCAAAGAACUCAAACGAUGCCAAAUAACAUAAGAGAAGAAGAUGAACUUGAAGAUCACGAAACCGACUCAAGAAUGGGAUUCUUGAUCCGUGAAGCACUCGCUAGCUCACAAAAUGUUCCAAAGGUUUCAAUCAAUCCAAGGCAGAGACCACCAAGACAGCUGAGAUCAGAAGAAACUGUUAUGGUCAAACAAGGAAGCUCAAGUUCCAAAACGCUGCGUAAAACGGUAAGUAGCAUAGAAACAACCAAAGAGAUUCAAAGGCUGAAAGGUUAUGAUGACCAGCUGGUCGAGCCACAUGGAUUAGCUACACCGCCUAGGGUUCCAAAGGAUUCGAGGAAAGAAAUGAAGGAUCAGAUCAAGUUUUGGGCUCGGGCAGUUGCUAGUAAUGUCAGACAAGAGUGCUGAAAAUUCUUUUAACUACACUUAUUAACUUUGUGUUUUGUAUGACAAUAUUCUGUACAUAUGAUUCUUAUCUUGAACUCUUUUGUGAUCUUUUUUCUUUCUGAACCUCCUGAAAUAAUGAGAUUCCUCUGUUUAUAUGA